CGCGCCCCAACCGCAGCAUCCCGACCCAGAGCAUCGAUGGCAGCAAGCAACUUCAACUGGUCUCUCGGGCCCUUGAUACAGGUCACCGACAUUGGCAUCAGACAGGCGGCUGCGUCCUCGUCAACGGCCACCCAAACCAAUGCACAGACGUCGCCGACCAUGCCGGCGUCUCCGAGUCUCAGCGGCGCUGGCACCCCAAACGGCGACACCGAACCACCCGAGCGACGCUGCUGGAUCUGUUUCGUGGAGGAUUCGGAAGAAAACAGCGGCGCCCCCGUAUCGUGGGUACACCCAUGCAAGUGCAAGUCGUCACUCAAGUAUGCACACGAAGCCUGUCUCCUCAAGUGGAUCGCCGAGAAGCAAGGCACCCGACGAACCCAAGUUAGCUGCCCUGCAUGUGGGCAUCCAUACAAGAUCGUCGAACCCAGUAGCUCUGUGCUGAACGUUAUGAAGUUUUUUGACGGAGCUAUUCAACGCUCCAUUCCAUUCAUCACGAUGGCUGGGCUAUCCGUGGCGCUCUACACCGUCUCGACGACAUUCGGAGCGUACUGCGUCAUGGUCGUUUGCGGCCCCGAAGUCGGUGACGAAGUGCUGGGUGCCGAGCGAUGGGGCUGGAGGACUUGGGUGGGGCUACCUCUGGUUCCGUUUGCCCUGGUCUCUUCGCGCUGGAAGAGCGCCGACGCUGUUCUGCCCUUGCUGCCGUUUGUCAUCCUCGGUAGCGAUCGGGUUCACAUAACGUUUCCUCCGUCUCCGGCCCUAACGAUCUGUCUGAUGCCAUGGGCCAGGCUGCUCUACAACCAUCUCCACGAGUCAAUACUGAAGUUGAUCCACCACAGGCCAGACACAAAGAGCCAACGACGACUCAGCCAAUCCGAGAGAGUGCGACAGACACUGGAUGAUGCCAACCCAGAGCAGCCAGAGGAGGACGCCGCCGCCGAGGAGGCAGUGCCCGAGCUACGACGAGAUGGGCAACGAGUCGUCGUGGGGGCGCUGCUCCUUCCAAUUUGUGCUGCCAUCUGUGGCGGUAUCCUGGGCGAGCUUGGCCUGCGAAAAUACGUGGGCAACAGCUUCUACCGCAACAUCAUCGGCGGCUGUGUCUUUAUCGUCAGCAAGGAUGUCACCACCGAGAUCUACAAGUAUUAUCUGCGCAAGCAGCGGCGAAGUCGAAGAAUUGCUAAUCUGGAUUGACGGCCCUGGACUCCGUGACCUGGGCUGACGCACCACCGGAACAGAAGGAGGGAAGCAUGAGAAGAAUUGUGGAGGUCUUGGG
This is a messenger RNA of Polychytrium aggregatum, 1270 nucleotides long. RefSeq lists its product as uncharacterized. Gene Ontology annotation, molecular function: zinc ion binding. The transcript has 9 exons. NCBI's taxonomy places the organism in Eukaryota, Fungi, Chytridiomycota, Chytridiomycetes, Polychytriales. The record is from RefSeq and is a predicted model, not a curated record. The coding region runs from base 37 to 1188 and encodes 383 amino acids.